GGGAAGUAAACCAAUUGAUAUUGGAAAAAGUGCAAGAAAGAAGAAAUUAAGGAGGAGACAAAGAGACGAUCGAUCCAUUUGUCGAUGCCAAAUCUCAUAAAAGUAACAUCACUCCACUCUACUUUGACUCCACUCUACUACACUCACCACACUCCACAUCGUUUUCUAUUUUUAGAACAACAUACACACUAAAUAUUGCUACAAUCACGCUAAGCUAUGGUAACUAAAUACAUAUAAAUAUUUAUUGUUUUUAUUUAUAACCAAAAAAGCACAUACAAACACACUGCCAUGUGAAUCUCACAUGCAUAAAAGAGUCCCAUGGAGUCAUCAAUACUACAAUAGACAAAGUUUUCAUUUUUUCUCCUCUUCUUUUUUUCAAACUCAAACAAGAGUUUUCUUUCACUUUCACUUUUCCUUUUCCUUUCCCAUUCUCUGUUUUUUUUUCCCUUUGGGGGAAAAAUAAUAGACAUGGUGAAGGAGGAAGAGAAGAAGAAGAAGAACCAGUACCUUCACAAUUCUACCAAAGUUUCAAAAUUUUCAUCAAAUCCCAUUUUCCUAUCACAAUGUAGUCUUGUACUAUUUCUUUUUCAAGCCUUCAUUUUGGCCAAAGUGGAAGCUUUCAACUAUGGUGAUGCCCUCACAAAAAGCCUCCUCUACUUCGAGUCACAAAGGUCCGGUCGCUUACCGUACAAUCAAAGGGUCACUUGGCGAGACCAUUCGGGCCUAACCGACGGUCUGGAACAAGGAGUAGAUUUGGUAGGAGGAUAUUAUGAUGCCGGAGACCACGUAAAGUUUGGUCUUCCGAUGGCUUUUACGGUUACAAUGCUCUCUUGGAGUGUCAUCGAAUUCCGGCAAGAGAUCGCCGCCGGUGGCGAGCUCCGGCACGCCAUGGAAGCCAUCAAGUGGGGUACUGAUUACUUCAUCAAAGCUCACACUAGCCCAAAUGUGUUGUGGGCAGAGGUAGGAGACGGAGACACUGACCACUACUGUUGGCAACGCCCGGAGGACAUGACAACAUCUCGGCAAGCUUACAAGAUCGACGAGAACAAUCCCGGGUCGGAUCUCGCCGGAGAAACGGCUGCAGCCAUGGCUGCUGCUUCCAUAGUUUUUAAGUCCACAAACCCACAUUACUCUCACCUACUUUUACAGCAUGCCCAACAGUUAUUUGAAUUUGGAGACAAGUACAGGGGAAAGUAUGAUGGUAGUGUGGGAGUAGUGAAGAAUUACUAUGCGUCGGUGAGUGGAUAUAUGGAUGAAUUGUUAUGGGCAGCUCUGUGGCUAUACAAGGCCACCGACAAUGAAGUGUACUUGAAUUAUGUUAUUGACAAGGCUCAUUUCUUUGGGGGUACUGGUUGGGCCAUAUCUGAGUUCAGCUGGGAUGUUAAGUAUGCUGGCCUUCAAUUACUAGCCACCAAGUUAUUAAUGGAAGAAAAACACAGAGAUCAUCAGAGUCGAACAAUUCUAGAGCAAUAUCGAUCAAAAGCAGAAUACUACAUUUGCUCAAGCCUAAACAAGAACAAUGCGAGCAACAACGUAGAACGAACCCCGGGUGGCUUACUCUAUAUCCGCCAAUGGAACAAUAUGCAGUACGUCUCAACGGCGUCGUUUCUUCUCACAAUCUACUCUGACCUUCUCAAGACCUCAGGUGGUGGUCAACAGCUCAGCUGCCACGCUGGAAUGGUGGGCCCCGAUGAAAUCUUCAGCUUCGCUAAAUCACAAGUGGACUACAUUUUGGGCUCAAACCCAAUGAACAUGAGCUAUCUAGUGGGCUUUGGCCCAAAAUACCCACAAAGGGUUCACCAUAGAGGGGCUUCGAUUGUGUCGUUUAGGGAGAGCAAAGGGUUCAUUGGGUGUACCCAAGGCUAUGACUACUGGUACGGACGAGAGGAGCCCAACCCGAAUGUGCUGGUCGGGGCCUUAGUUGGAGGACCCGAUUCACAGGACAAUUUUGGUGAUGAAAGGAAAAAUUAUAUGCAAACUGAGGCCUGUACUUACAAUACGGCACCAUUAGUAGGAGUUUUUGCCAAGUUGUCACAAUCAGAGGACCAAAAAUUGGCUACUCAUCAAAGUUUGGAUUUGAUUGCUUCUUAUUAAGAAUAGUUUUGGGCUUGGGUUCUUUUCUAAUUGUGGGUGAACCAAGGUUCUCCCCUCGUUUUUUAUAUCUUAAAUUGUUUUUUCUUAAAGUGUUCAUAAUACUAGAAAGUUUUUUUUUGUUUCUUUUUUGAAAAAAAGUUAAAGCCAAAAAAAAAAAAGUUGAAAUAAAGAUGCAAAAUUUGUCCA
Molecule: messenger RNA, 2280 nt
Organism: Cannabis sativa
Lineage: Eukaryota; Viridiplantae; Streptophyta; Magnoliopsida; Rosales; Cannabaceae
Product: endoglucanase 11
Exons: 5
Coding region: 469-2094 (541 amino acids)
Biological process (GO): carbohydrate metabolic process
Molecular function (GO): hydrolase activity, hydrolyzing O-glycosyl compounds
Source: RefSeq, a predicted model, not a curated record